GAAAGGGAGUAAAUUAAGUUUUCGAAUCACUGACUCAGGCCCAUUGUCGAAUCCUACUCAGCAAUUGUCGAAUCCUACUCAGCCAAAAAAAGGGGGUACUUAUGUAUGGCAGAACGGGCCAACCUGGUCUUUCAUAAUAAAGAGAUAGACGGAACUGCUAUGAAACGGCUUAUUAGCAGAUUAAUAGAUCAUUUCGGAAUGGGAUAUACAUCCCAUAUACUGGAUCAAAUAAAGACUCUGGGCUUCCAUCAAGCCACUACUACAUCGAUUUCUUUAGGAAUCGAGGAUCUUUUAACAAUACCCUCUAAAGGAUGGUUAGUCCAAGACGCGGAACAACAGAGUUUUCUUUUGGAGAAACACUAUUAUUAUGGAGCUAUACACGCGGUAGAAAAAUUACGCCAAUCCGUUGAGAUAUGGUAUGCUACAAGUGAAUAUUUGAAACAAGAAAUGAAUUCGAAUUUUCGAAUAACGGAUCCUUCUAAUCCAGUCUAUCUAAUGUCUUUUUCAGGAGCCAGAGGAAAUGCAUCUCAGGUACACCAAUUAGUAGGUAUGAGAGGGUUAAUGGCGGAUCCUCAAGGACAAAUGAUUGAUUUACCUAUUCAAAGCAAUUUACGCGAGGGACUUUCUUUGACAGAAUAUAUAAUUUCCUGCUACGGAGCCCGAAAAGGGGUUGUAGAUACUGCUGUACGAACAGCGGAUGCUGGCUAUCUUACACGUAGACUUGUUGAAGUAGUUCAACAUAUUAUUGUGCGUAGAAGAGAUUGUGGUACUAUCCAAGGUAUUUCUGUGAGUCCUCAAAAUGGGAUGACGGAAAAACUUUUUGUCCAAACACUAAUUGGUCGUGUAUUAGCAGACGAUAUAUAUAUUGGUUCACGAUGCAUUGCUUCUCGAAAUCAAGAUAUUGGAAUUGGAUUAGUCAAUCGAUUCAUAACUGCCUUUCGAGCACAACCGUUUCGAGCACAACCAAUAUAUAUUAGAACCCCCUUUACUUGCCGGAGCACAUCUUGGAUCUGUCAAUUAUGUUAUGGGCGGAGUCCCACUCAUGGGGAUCUGGUCGAAUUGGGGGAAGCUGUAGGUAUUAUUGCGGGUCAAUCAAUUGGGGAGCCGGGGACUCAAUUAACAUUAAGAACUUUUCAUACUGGUGGAGUAUUCACAGGGGGUACUGCCGACCUUAUACGAUCCCCCUCGAAUGGAAAAAUCCAAUUCAAUGAGGAUUUGGUUCACCCCACACGUACCCGUCAUGGGCAGCCUGCUUUUCUAUGCUAUAUAGACUUGCAUGUAACUAUUCAGAGUCAGGAUAUUCUACAUAGUGUGAAUAUUCCGUUAAAAAGCUUGAUUCUAGUGCAAAAUGAUCAAUAUGUAGAAUCUGAACAAGUAAUUGCGGAGAUUCGUGCCGGAACGUCCACUUUGCAUUUUAAAGAAAAGGUACAAAAGCAUAUUUAUUCCGAAUCAGACGGGGAAAUGCACUGGAGUACUGAUGUUUACCAUGCGCCCGAAUAUCAAUAUGGUAAUCUUCGUCGAUUACCAAAAACAAGCCAUUUAUGGAUAUUGUCAGUAAGUAUGUGCAGAUCCAGUAUAGCAUCUUUUUCGCUGCACAAGGAUCAAGAUCAAAUGAAUACUUAUUCUUUUUCUGUUGAUGGAAGAUAUAUCUUUGACUUCUCAAUGGCUAAUGAUCAAGUAAGCCAUAGACUGUUGGAUACUUUUGGUAAAAAAGAUAGAGAAAUUCUUGAUUAUUUAACGCCAGAUCGAAUCGUGUUCAACGGUCAUUGGAAUUGUUUCUAUCCUUCCAUUCUUCAAGAUAAUUCAGAUUUGUUGGCGAAAAAGCGAAGAAAUAGGCUCGUCGUUCCAUUACAAUAUCAUCAAGAACAAGAAAAAGAGCGAAUAUCCUGUUUGGGUAUUUCAAUGGAAAUACCCUUUAUGGGUGUUUUACGUAGAAAUACUAUUUUUGCUUAUUUUGACGAUCCACGAUACAGAAAAGAUAAAAGGGGUUCAGGAAUUGUUAAAUUUAGAUAUAGGACCCUGGAGGAAGAAUAUCGGACCCAAGAGGAAGAGUAUAGGACUCGAGAGGAAGAAUAUCGGACUCGAGAGGAAGACUCAGAAGACGAAUAUGAGAGCCCAGAGAACAAAUAUAGGACCCGAGAGGGAGAGGGCGAAUAUAAAAUCCUAGAAGACGAAUAUAGGACUCUAGAGGACGAAUAUGAAACCCUAGAAGAUGAAUAUGGGAUCCUAGAGGACGAAUAUAGGACUCUAGAGAAAGACUCAGAGGAAGAAUAUGGGAGCCUAGAGAACAAAUAUAGGACUCGAGAGGGAGAGGGCGAAUAUGAAAUCCUAGAGGAAGAAUCAGAAGAAGAAUAUGGGAGCUCUGAAGAUGGCUCAGAGAAGGAAUAUGGGACUUUAGAAGAAGACUCAGAAGAAGACUCAGAGGAAGACUCAGAAGACGAAUAUGGGAGCCCGGAGGAAGAUUCUAUCUUAAAAAAAGAGGGUUUUAUUGAGCAUCGAGGAACAAAAGAAUUUAGUCUAAAAUACCAAAAAGAAGUAGAUCGGUUUUUUUUCAUUCUUCAAGAACUGCAUAUCUUGCCGAGAUCCUCAUCCCUAAAGGUACUUGACAAUAGUAUUAUUGGAGUCGAUACACAACUCACAAAAAAUACAAGAAGUCGACUAGGUGGAUUGGUCCGAGUGAAGAGAAAAAAAAGCCAUACAGAACUCAAAAUCUUUUCCGGAGAGAUGGCCUCGGCCCCGUAG
Molecule: messenger RNA, 2742 nt
Organism: Zea mays
Lineage: Eukaryota; Viridiplantae; Streptophyta; Magnoliopsida; Poales; Poaceae
Product: DNA-directed RNA polymerase subunit beta''-like
Exons: 1
Coding region: 106-2742 (878 amino acids)
Biological process (GO): DNA-templated transcription
Molecular function (GO): DNA-directed RNA polymerase activity; DNA binding
Source: RefSeq, a predicted model, not a curated record